GCUUCUUACUGAAAAAGUGAACAAGACGUCACGAAGAUCACGUUGCCCAUAGAAGAGACAGGAUUGACGAACACAUGAAAACAUUAGCGACUGUAUGGAGCACUCUCUUUCCCGCUGAACACUGAUCUACUUAAGGUGUUGACUGCAGUAAAGUCCUACACGCGUAUGGGAAGAUGUCAGCCACAGGCCAGGACCGAAGCAGUCGGUGGCAGGACAUUCAGAAGGGCUUGCAGUUCAUUCAGUCUACCCUGCCUUUUCCUGGCACUCAAGAGCAGUAUGAGGUGUUCAUCCAGAGUUUGGUGAGGAAUCUGUUUGGUGAGGCAAAUGAUGUGUUCCUUGAAGGCGAAUGGGCGCGAUCUGUUGAAUUAUACACCGAGUCCUUAAACAUAGCAGAGUAUGCUGAAUCAGAGGACAUCAUCAUCUCUCAAGACCUGAAAGAGAAGCUUUAUGCGAACCGUGCUGCAUCCUACUUGAACAUUGGACUGCACGAUCAAGCUCUAGAGGACUCUGAAAAAGCUCUUCAACUCAAUGAAAGCAACUACAGAGCACUUUACCGGAAAGCUCGAUGUCUAAAAGAAAUGGGAAGACAUCAAGAGGCUUAUGAGGUGGUUGCUAAAUGCUCCAUGGGAGUGCCUCAGGAUACUCGCGUGAUUGAAAUGACCCAGGAGCUUGCCAAAAUGUUGGGAUUGAAAAUCCGUAAGGCUUAUGUCAGAAGCAAGCCUGCCUUAAAUGUUUUGCCUGGUUCAAGUCUAUCAGGAGCGGGUAAUGAUAAGCAUUCUCAGAGCUCUGCCUCCGUAGAGGAUAUUGAAAUGGAAGUGAGCCAAUAUAUGCAGAGUGUGGGCGGCAUGGUACCAGUCAGCAUGCCAUUGUGUUCUAAGGCUAAGCCUCUUGUCGGUUUCAUCUCACCACCGGUCGUCCCGGUUGAGACCAAUAAUCCAGAGCCUGUUCCCAUGCCCAUUCAUAUGCCUCUGGUUAAUGGAACCAGGCCUAAUGACUCUUACGCAGUACCAGACACCCACUUGGACUAUGAUGCCGAUAUUAUUGGGGAUGAUCUGGAUGAGCUGUUGGACAGAGCAAGUCCUCCUGAGUCUUCUUUGAAUAUUCCCACAGUGGAGGGACCUAUUCCUUUACCGACCAGUAUUGCCGUCAGUAGUUCGAUACAGAGUUCUUUGCUCAUGCCUUCCCACCUGAGCCAUCCGUUUUUGAGUAUGGCUCCACAUUGCACAGUCAAUUUGCCCGUACUGUAUCACAAGCCAAUUUCAUCGUAUUCUCUUGGUCUGGACACAUUUUCAUCACCUCUGGAUUCAUUGGAUAGUUUGUCAAUUUCAGAGUCUCCGACAGGUGUGUUGCUCAUCAUGUUUUGGACCCUGCUGCUGCCUUGUUUGAUGGGACAAGAAUGUCAGUAUCUUGGCCAUUGUACCUUUGCUUAUUGCCAAGAGGAAAUUGAUGUGUGGACGCUUGAACGCAAAGGCUUCAUCUGCAGGGAAAGUCUGUGUGAUCCUUAUGGGUCUAAACCGAAGAUCAGUUUGACCGUGCCCAAAAUCUUACAGGAGCACCAUGGGAUAUUUAUGUUCCUCUGUGAGGUGUGCUUUGAUCACAAACCCCGAAUAAUCAGCAAAACCAAUAAGGACAACCCUGGUCUAUGCUCUCACCCAGUGACAAAGCAUGCGUUUGAGGAAAAGAAGUGCCUUGUACACUAUUUAAGGGACAAAACAGUCAGGUACUCCAAAAUCCGUCCAUACAUCCCUUAUUGCCAGAUGGAUCUGUGUAGGCAUGAGGUGCGGUACGGCUGCCAGCGAGAGGAUUUCUGCUUUUAUGCACACAGCCUCAUCGAGCUCAAAGUAUGGAUGAUGCAGAGUGAACGAGGUAUCACACAUGAAGGUAUUGUCCAGGAGUCACAGAAAUAUUGGAAUAUGGAUGCUGCUGUUCAUGCCCAGGAGCUUCCACCGACCCUGUGCAGAUUUGGUCCAGCUAACCUGAAGAUGCAGUUUGUAUGUGCUCAAUGUUGGAGGAACGGCCAAGUCAGCGAGCCAGACAAAAACAAGAAGUACUGCAGUGCAAAGGCCCGGCAUCCUUGGUCUAAAGAUAGACGGGUGGUUCUGGUUAGUUCUGUUGAACGGAAAAAGUGGACUACAGUUCGACCUCUCCCAACCAAAAAGCCUAUUCCUGCUCAGUUUGACAUUUGUUUGCAUGUGGCAGCUGGCAAAAAGUGUCAGUAUAUUGGAAACUGCACCUUUGCUCACAGCACAGAGGAGAGAGAUCUAUGGACCUUCAUGAAAGAUAACAAUAUUGCAGACAUGGAGCAGCUGUAUGAAAUGUGGCUGCAGUCUCAGAAGCCGGGCUGGAGCGAGGAGAGCAGCAGCGCUACCCGAGAGAAUGGCAAACAGAUUCAUAUGCCCACGGACUAUGCUGAGGAAGUGGCUGGCAACCAUUGCUGGUUGUGUGGGAAGAACUGCAACAGUGAUAAGCAGUGGCAGCAGCAUAUCACCUCCGAGAAGCACAAAGAACGAGUGUUCAACUCUGAAGACGAUCAGAACUGCUGGCAGUAUCGCUUCCCCACUGGAGCCUUCAGAGUUUGCGAACGGUUCCUCAAGGGCACCUGCACGGAGGAGGAGCUUUGUAAGCUGGCACAUGGAGAUGAGGAGCUGAAGGAAUGGAAGGACAGAAGAGAAUUCCUUUUGAUGAAACUUGCCAAAGCCAGAAAGGAUCACUUGAUAGCACCAAAUGAUAACGACUUUGGCAAAUAUAGUUUUCUGCUUAAAGAUAUUAAGUAAUGUUUUAAUUCAUCUGAAUCUGUUAAUGCAGGGUGUUCUGGAACGAUGAUGUCUUGAGUUCAGUAUUGAAUCCGGCGAGCGUGGCGUGGCUCUCUGGAGGAGGAGGACAUCCUCCUCCUGGGUUUUCACGGAAAGCACAGAGCUGGCCUUGUUCAGCGUAAUCACGGCUUUGUUGCUUUUAUCAUUGGUUAAAAAAUAAACGCACCAUCGCCUUUUAUGUUUCUUUUAUUAAAUAGCAAACAGCGGAUCACUUUUCAGGAACUGGCUUUUGCUCUUGAAACCCAAAGCAGAAGUGCAGUAUAUACGUAUGGCAAGAAAUAGCGUAUCUGAGAUUCCUGUGUCAUUCCCACCCUUUUCUUUUUUCUUAACUGCGAUUUGUUUUGGAAUGUUGGGUCCUGAAUCUCUGUUGUUCUUCAUCCACAACAAAUUACUAUGUUGUGUGGUUGCUGUGUUAAUGCCUGUUGGUGUUAUAUAUGGACCUACGUAAACGCAAAGUCGUCGUCUUUUCAGUUUCCAUAGUUCCUGAAAGCAAAGCUGUAGGGAAUUACUACCAUAACAGUGUGUGUAUUAAUGAAAAUUGAAAAGAGGAAUUGGCAUGCUGUUGGCGAAUUAUAUGUCAAGACGUGUAGAAUAGGCGAUGACCUGCCAGCUGCAUCUCUGUAUCUUAAUAAAUGCAUUAUGGGUUGGAUCUGCUGUGCAU
Messenger RNA from Sinocyclocheilus grahami, 3474 nucleotides. RefSeq names its product zinc finger CCCH-type containing 7A (gene zc3h7a). The record is from RefSeq and is a predicted model, not a curated record. Gene Ontology annotation, biological process: miRNA processing. NCBI's taxonomy places the organism in Eukaryota, Metazoa, Chordata, Actinopteri, Cypriniformes, Cyprinidae. The coding region runs from base 174 to 2774 and encodes 866 amino acids. The transcript is spliced from 20 exons. Gene Ontology annotation, molecular function: metal ion binding; miRNA binding; protein binding.